AAGGCCAUCUCCAACAGAAUCCUUAAAACUUCAUCCUCUAAAAUACUAUUACAGCAUCCCCUAUCACUAUUGCAGUAUCCCUCAUUCCCUUCAUCUCCAACAGAAUCUCCUUUAUUUCAUCCUCUAUCUUCUCUUUCCUAUUUUGGUAUGUACUGAGCAUCGUGAUGACAUAUACUGAGCAUCCCGUUGCACUGGUUUGUUGCAACAUAAAUAUUGGUGUCUUCCAGUAGAAGGAAUCGUGUGAAGGAAGGAUGACGGAAGCUUGCGGGCGAAGGCUCCGAGAAAGUGGCUUGCAAGGGAAGGAGCACAAGUGGCUUCUCUUGGAAGGUUCGGCCGGGCACUAUAUAUAGGUGCAAGAGGGGCUCUCAUUUGCAAGCCACGAAAUGGAGCCUCGUGCUGCAUGGAAGCAGUACAUGAGAGAGUUAUGCUUCUCCACCGAGGAGUCCGAUGAGGAAGAUGAGUUGGUCCUAGCGACGCUUGCCGCAUGGCAUGCCGACGUCGAAGCUUCGCGCAGAGGGCCGUGGGGAGGCUCCGUCCCCGGGCACCGGCGCAUCCGUAUGAAUCGUCAGGAGGGACACAAUCGAUUGUACAACGACUACUUUGCUGAGUCCGCAGUGUACCCCGACUACAUCUUUCGGCGCAGGUUCCGGAUGAAUCGCGAUUUGUACUGCAAGAUUGUGAGGGAGGUGGAGGAACAUGACCCGUGGUUCAAGCAAAGGAGGAACGCUGCUGGAGAGCUUGGGCUGUCACCCUUGCAAAAAGUAACUGCCGCUUUCCGUAUGUUAGCUUACGAUGCUCCUGCAGAUUCUCUCGACGAGUGCCUCCGGCUAGGGGAGAGCACCAUCAUCGAGAGCAUGCGGCGUUUCGUGCGGGCCAUUGUCGAGGUGUUCGGUGACGAGUACCUCCGGGCGCCGACCGAGGAGGACACUGCUCGAUUGCUGGAUAUGAACCAGCGUCGAGGGUUCCCCGGGAUGCUUGGAAGCAUCGAUUGCAUGCACUGGAGGUGGAAGAACUGUCCCACGGCGUGGUCCGGUUCGUUCAGGGGCCAUGUCAAUGCACCGACUAUCAUUCUAGAGGCUGUGGCAUCGCAGGACCUAUGGAUUUGGCAUGCCUUCUUCGGGAUGCCAGGUUCAUUGAACGACAUCAAUGUGCUGCACCGGUCUCAUCUCCUUGACAACCUUGCUGGGGGAGUAGCACCGAAGGUACAAUACUCUAUUAAUGGCCACCAUUAUACAAUGGGGUACUAUCUUGCAGACGGGAUCUACCCAGAGUGGGCGACAUUUGUGAAACCCAUACCAUCUCCAGUAGGCCCGAAGCAUCAACACUUCGUGGUGCAGCAGGCGGCUGCACGAAAGGAUGUUGAGCGGGCAUUUGGAGUGUUGCAGUCCAGGUUUCCCAUCGUCCAUGGCGCGGCGAGGUUGUGGGAUCAAGAAAUCCUCAGCGACGUAAUGACCGCGUGUAUCAUCAUGCAUAACAUGAUAAUCGAGGAUAAGAGAACGGAAGGUGCUGUCGACUACGUCUACGAGGGUUCGGGCGAGGACGCGGUGCCGUCUCACGAACCAACCCCCCCCCCCCCCCCCCCCGCUUGAAGCAUUUAUGGAAAGGUACGGGCAAAUUAGAAGUCGACCAACGCAUCAUCAACUCCGUGACGACAUUGUGGAGCACCUGUGGCAGGUCGCAGGAGGACAAUAGACCUCAUGCCACCUUAAAUAAAUGUAAUAUCGUAUCGCAUCACAUCGUGUUCAAAUAAAUGUAAUAUCGUAUCGCAUUACAUCGUGUUCAAAUAAAUGU
This is a messenger RNA of Phragmites australis (common reed), 1791 nucleotides long. RefSeq lists its product as uncharacterized. NCBI's taxonomy places the organism in Eukaryota, Viridiplantae, Streptophyta, Magnoliopsida, Poales, Poaceae. Bases 384 to 1589 code for a protein of 401 amino acids. The record is from RefSeq and is a predicted model, not a curated record. The transcript is spliced from 2 exons.